AUGGCCGGAAUCGUCAGUGAGAUCGGCUUUCUCAUCUUCACCUUCGGGGUGGUGCUCCCUGUGGCAUUCUUUAUGUUCUACACCGCCUAUUCGGUAUUCCCCAUUCUCGCUGCAGUCGAGGACCUCGACGCCUCCAUCUACGACAGCAUCAGCAUCGUCGUCCCCCGCGUCGCCGACGAGUCUGAAGGCCCAACCCGCCUCGGCAAAGAUGGCGGCGCCAAACCCCUCCCCGUCAGCACCAGCCUCCGCUCCCUGACCCGGCUGCUCUACUCGAGCAGACGGUGCUUCCCCUUCUGCCGCGGCUACGGCUGGUUCUUCCUCUUCGGCGUCGUCAAGAGCCUCGCCCUCGGCGUGUGCGUCAAGUCCCCCCUCCUCGGCUUCCUGGCCCAGAUCCUGCUCCCGCUCGCCGCCACGCACUUCCACGCGCUGUGGGUGCACUCGGUCCUCUCCACGUCGUCGAGGACCAACGGCCUCCAGGGCCGCGCUAUGGAGGCUGGAAGGCUCUUCAGGACCGCGGGACCCGCCAUGGCGCUGUAUCUGACGUCGGAGGCCGUGGUGCAGCGGAUCGUUCUGCAGUACUACAAGGCCGUCGGCAUGAAGUGGGAGGACUUCUUCCCGGUGAUGGGCCAUUUCCACAAGUCGUUCCUUUUCUGGAUGCUUCUCGCCUUUCUGACCUUUGUCAUUGUCGUGCCUGCGUACGUGGUUCUGGUGCGCGCCGAAGCCUCUCUGCUGCCCUCCGACGAGCAGACCCUCGUCCCGCUGGAUCCUGCUCUGGAGGGCAUCUCUGGAGAAGGGGUGAUGGCUCUGGUUGGGGCGUGGAGGUCCUUGACUCGCCCGAGGAUUGUCAACGUGGCAUUCCUUUAUGUUAGGAUGUUCAUCAUCACCGUUCCUGUCACGUUUGUGCUCGGUUAUAUGGACUUUGCGUGGUGGCUUGUGCUGGCUAUGAGUAAUUGGCAGUUUUAA
Messenger RNA from Clonostachys byssicola, 963 nucleotides. The record is from the annotation of a GenBank genome assembly. NCBI's taxonomy places the organism in Eukaryota, Fungi, Ascomycota, Sordariomycetes, Hypocreales, Bionectriaceae.